CCAGAAUUACAGCGACAUUCCCCGACCCAGCUUAAUCGCGCGUGCAAUAAAGAACGGCCCUUUCCAGGUCUUGCACGGUAGUGGUGCUACUCUUCCACUACCCAGAGACCUCGACCUAUCCAUCCGUGACAUCCUUCCGCUAUUUAGUUCAUUAGUCGAUCGCGGCACGUAACAAUGCUUUGACCUACAUGUUUCUGCUCAGCCCACCAACGGAGUAGUCGUCCGCUCGCGGUUUCGGUCGUAUUCUUUUUGAGGCACCCGCAUAUCCGUUAAAGCACAAUGUAAGGGCGCUCCCGCCUUGCCAGCCCUGCAACCGACACCACAUACCUACGGCGUCCUUCACCGAACAAUAAAAACCUCGAGAAGCAUGAGACAUGGCCUCUCUGUUCACCCCAGCAGAACUGGCAACUAUGCAUGAGAGCGACUCAAGGGUAGCCGAGAUCAACUGGGUUUACAGCGUCCCAAUCGUUGCAUCAGUCAUUAGCACAGGACUACGUUUGUGCGCAAAGCAUUAUGGGAAGAACGGUAUCCACACGGACGACUACCUCAUUACCAUCGCGACAAUAUGCCUGAUCGGACAAUGCGCAAGUGGUUUGGGCUAUGGCCCUCCUCAUGGCAUGGGUAGGCACGUCAUCUUUGUCUCCGAGUAUGACAAAAUGAUGGUGCGAAAGGGCGACUUCGUCUUCAGCCAUUUCUACGACCUUGCUUUGGUGUUCGUGAAGCUGGGUAUCUUGGCCUUCUAUUGGAGAAUCUUUGUCCAUCCCAUCUUUCGCAAGGUCGUCCUUGCAACCGCUGCCUUCAUCAUUGCCUGGGGAAUUGGCAUCACGAUCACACUUUUCCUGUUUUGUCGGCCGCUGCGUGCCUACUGGGAUCGUACCGUGGAGGGCACCUGUCUGACUAUCAUCACGUUUACCUACUUCACUAAUAUCUCGAACUUGAUCACCGAUAUAUGGAUAUUUUUGAUGCCCAUACCAAUGAUCUGGCACCUGAAACUACAGACGAAGAAAAAGCUUAUGUUGAGCUUGAUAUUCUGCAUUGGCUUUGCGACAUGUGUCAUUUCUUCCCUCCGCCUCACUGUCGUCCUCGGCCACGGCAACCCAAACUUCACAUGGUACUACGUUCCCCUCGGCGCAUACUCUGUCUUCGAGCCCCUUGGCUGCAUUCUCUGUACCAAUUUGCCAAUCAUUUGGCACAUGGUACGCAAGCGCCAAGCUGCGAAUGCGGGCCUACCUCACUACGGAUCCCCCUCGAAAGCCACGUCCUCCGGGGGCCAUACGCCCACCAUUGGCUUCGGGUCACGCCGUUAUCACCUCGGCAUUGCACUCAGACUCACAAGUCACGGUAGAGCGCGGAAUAGCAGUCGGGCGCAGCCGAGUAUGCAGAAUAUGGGUGCAUCGCCAGCAGGGUGGGAUGAGCUGGAUAGCAUGGAACAUAUUGCGCCACCAGAUCCGAAAAUUUGGACCUCUAUUGAAAUGGAAGAAGACGACGACCUUUUAGAGCCGCUGCCACCGGGCAUGAAGAAGACGACUUGGCAUGUGCGGCGUGAGCGGGCGUGAUUGCGCGUCGCACACAUUGACGUUGUCGAUGUCAUGAUGAUGGCGCACAUUGGGAAUAUUUCGACUGGGAGAAGCGCAUCUUAGGCACAUGGCGCCAUCACUCUGGCGCUCUCGCGAAAUUAGGACCCGGACACAUUACACGGAUACGCGGAGGUGUCAAAAACGCAAAGGCAGGACAUAUAGGACCUUGAUUUUAAUUUCUUUACCUCUCAUACAUCGUAACCACAGAUACUUUACGCG
Didymella exigua CBS 183.55 is the source of this 1796-nucleotide messenger RNA. RefSeq lists its product as uncharacterized. The coding region runs from base 375 to 1556 and encodes 393 amino acids. The record is from RefSeq and is a predicted model, not a curated record. The transcript has 4 exons. NCBI's taxonomy places the organism in Eukaryota, Fungi, Ascomycota, Dothideomycetes, Pleosporales, Didymellaceae.